AUAAUCAGGUCCUUGUCCAUACGUAAACGUGGUGCCUUCCAAAGACAAUCAACCCAACCUUCCCCUGCUUGCAGGCGGUGGGCCUCAUUGUGCAGGACCCUCCAUUUUCAUGUCACAAGCUUGCUUCAGUUGAUUCAUGUCCUUUUUAAUUUAUAAGACCAUUGCCGCAUUGCGGCUUCCUGAUUUGUGAUUAAUCUGCAAGGCUCUGACCAGUGACCACCUCCUACUACGCCCCUUGCGUUCAAAGUUAAAAUAGCUCUCUCUGUUUGGCUCCUCUGUUUCUCUCUCUCUCUCUUUCUUUUCUUUGCUGCGCUGGCUUUGGCUUUCUGUCCUUUUGGUUUGAAUUUGAGUCGUAAUUUUGAAAACUAUGAGAGAAGUUGAUUGACGAUGGGAAAUGGGAAAGUGGGUCUCAGUUCAAUCCUCCAAAUUGUAAAAAAAAAAAUUGUAAAAUAAUGGAUCCUUUAACUUGGAAGUUCAGCUAAUUAGUUUGUUCUGUGAUUUGUGAAUAGUCUGACCAUUGAAACUCCCAUGCCAUGAUUGCUAUCUGAAAUUAGCUGAAAGUGCCAAAUUUUUCAAAGUUUCGACCUCGCUAACCCAACCAUAAUGCUUUUAGCAGAAUCAUCCCAAACCCCUCUCUCUUUCUCUCUAACCCUCUCUCUUUCUCUACUAAACUUGUUGCUUCAAAGUGCCUGUUGCUUGGCUCUGACUGUACUGUUCUCCUCUCUGCGUGACCAGCUUUAAUUAUCUUUUAUCGCCCAUGUCAGGUGAAACAAUUCUAUCAGAAAUCUCAAAGCUUUGCAAAUUUCAAAGCUUAGUCUUUAUGGCCAAAAAAGAACUUGGAAGAAGUUCAGCCCAGCUCACCCAUUCCCGUGGAGUGCCUUACUCAUAUCUUGGCUGAUACCAUUUGUGGGUCACUGGGUCUGUUCUUGUAAUGUAAACCCUACUGUUUUCGUUCCUUGAAGCUUCUAUGUACCCACGUUCUACUUCAUUAUAGUGGUUCAGUUUACAUUUUUUCUUCACAAUCUUCUUCUUACUUGAAAUGGAUGGACGAGAAUGAGAGAUGAUGAAUUCCUGAGGUUUGAUCUCAACUUUCUUUGGAAGGGAUCAUGGGAAUGCUGCUGAUUAUCCUGCUGCUGACACUCUCUGCAAUUGUCAGUGCUCUGUCAGUUCAUGGAUCUGCAGACCUUGCAAUCUUUCCUACAAAUCCAGUCAGCUUUGGCCAGAGAAGACAUGGAAUUCCAGUGGCUGCACCUCCAAACAGAGCAUUCCACAGUUCACUGCCUACAGGCCAUUCUCAUUCUCAUACUAGAGUUGCCCCUCUACUUAAUGACCGAGGAUCCUCUAGUAUUGUGCUUCCACCUUCUAUGUCAUCUUUCAGAGGUCCUUCCAAGGAAUGGGUGCAUCGAUUUGCAUCUUCUCCCUCAAGCCCAUACCAUAGGCAUCGUCAUCAUGCAAGAAACACAUUCAGCAACUCUGCUUCCCAACCAUCUUAUUUGCUUCCUCCACCCACUUACAGCCAGCAAGGCCCUUUAAUCUCCCCAAUACAAUCUCCCUUUCUGUCACCUACAAGCUGGGGUUCAGCUGCUCCUGCACCAUCACCCACAAUGCCAUCAAACAAAUUUAGAGUGCUUCCUCCAGCAUCCUCUCCUCUGGCUUCAUAUCCACCACAUCCACUGGUUUUGACGCUACCCCCUCCACCUCCAAAUGAAGAUUGUACAUCAGUAGCUUGCACAGAGCCAUUAACAUAUACUCCUCCCGGAUCACCAUGUGGUUGUGUGUGGCCAAUUCAAGUUAGAUUGAGUAUUAGUGUUGCACUGUACACAUUCUUCCCUCUAGUUUCGGAGCUGGCAAAUGAAAUUGCAGCUGGAGUUUCACUAUACCCAAGUCAAGUUCGCAUUAUGGGAGCCAAUGCUGCUACACAGGAGCAAGACAAAACCAUCGUCCUCAUCAAUCUAAUCCCUCUUGGAGCAAAAUUUGAUGAUGCCAUCGCAUUUUCAACUUAUCAGAAGUUCUGGCACAAACAAAUUUCCAUAAGAACAUCCAUCUUUGGUGCCUAUGAAGCGAUAUAUGUCCGCUAUCCAGGUCUUCCACCGUCUCCACCCUCGGUAUCUUCAAGCAUUGCUUCCAUGGAAGAUGGGCCAUACACUGGCCGUGAUAAUAAUGGAACUGCAAUGAAACCUCUAGGGGUUGAAGUACCAAAGACCAGGAGGAAAAAAUAUGGACUUGGUGGAAGCACAAUUUCUAUAAUUGCUGUAGCAUCUGUGACGGCUUUUGUUAUAUGCAUGGGAGCUGUCUGGCUUUUACUGUUGAAAUAUGGGAACUGGGGUCAUCUAACUGAACAAAGUCCACAUGAUUUAGAAUCUACACACACAAAGCCAUCAGGGACUGCUGAUUCUCUGAUGUGUGGAAACAAGCUUACUUCUGCAUCGAUGUCCUUGAGUUCUUGUCUACAGACAUAUACAGGAUCUGCUAAGACCUUGAGCAUAAAUGACGUGAAGAGAGCCACCAAUAACUUUGAUGCUUCAAGAAUACUUGGGGAAGGUGGUUUUGGGCUUGUCUAUAGUGGCAUUUUAGAUGAUGGAAGAAGGGUGGCUGUGAAGAUUCUCAAGAGAGAAGAUCAGCAGGGCAGCCGUGAGUUCUUGGCAGAAGUUGAGAUGCUUAGCCGUCUGCACCACAGAAACCUAGUGAAAUUGAUUGGCAUUUGUAUAGAGGACCAUACCCAUUGCUUACUGUAUGAGCUUGUUCCAAAUGGAAGCGUGGAAUCUCAUUUACAUGGAUUUGACAAGGAAACUGAUCCACUUGAUUGGGGAACCCGAAUGAAGAUUGCCCUUGGGGCAGCUCGGGGUUUAGCCUAUCUGCAUGAAGAUUCAAGCCCUCAUGUUAUACAUCGAGACUUCAAGUCCAGUAACAUCUUGCUGGAACAUGAUUUUACACCAAAAGUUUCAGAUUUUGGACUGGCUAGAACAGCACUGGAUGAGGGAAAUAAACACAUCUCUACUCAUGUUAUGGGAACUUUCGGUUACUUAGCCCCAGAAUAUGCAAUGACUGGUCAUCUUCUCGUGAAAAGUGAUGUUUACAGCUAUGGUGUAGUCCUACUUGAGCUCCUAACAGGAAGAAAGCCAGUGGACUUAUCACAACCACCGGGUCAAGAAAAUCUGGUUGGUUGGGCACGCUCCCUCCUAACAAGCAAGGAGGGCCUAGAAACAAUCAUUGAUCCAGCUCUAACAUCAAAUAUUCCAUUUGAUAGUGUGGCCAAGGUAGCAGCUAUUGCAUCAAUGUGCGUGCAACCAGAGGUAUCUCACCGUCCUUUUAUGGGUGAAGUUGUUCAAGCCUUGAAGCUAGUAUGCGAUGAGUUUGAUGAAACAAACGAGAUAGGAUGCAGCCAAAAGGAUUCUUCCACAGGAGUGGAUACUAGGGUUGGUAGAGCUUCAGGUAAUCUUGUGGAAGUUUCAGAGACACAUUACUCUACCCCUGACCAUGAUGCUCGUUUUGAAACUAAGAUAUCACUGUCAACAACAAAUUUGAAGAGUAUGUCAGUGGGAUUUGAGGGGCAGGACUUGGGAUCUACUGUAGGGCGCUUUAGUUCAGGGCCUUUGAGAACAGGGAGGAGAAGACAGUUUUGGAAGGCUUUAAGAGGGUUGUCUAGAGGCAGUGUGAGUGAGCAUGGGUUUGCUUCUAAACUCUGGCCAGGAUCCCAUUAAGUUCAUAGCCCAUUUAUGAGAAUGUGUUACACUUCCAUGAGCCAGAGCAAGGAAUUUUAUUCAAUGUAGACUGAUGCAAAAUUCAGCAACAUGCACCACCUGAAAGGCCCACAAAAAAAUUGAGCCAGAGUUUUUUAACAAUUUGUCCCAUAAAUGCUCAAGAUCAACCGAAGUUAUUCAUGGUAGUGAGAAGUUUCAAGGCAGUCUUCAGCUCUGAUUUUCAACAGGACAAUCUUCAACCCCAUCCCGGACCAUUUCUUGCGCACAAAAUACAUUGUCAAUGAAAAAAUUGGGGAAUUUUAAAGAUUUUGUGUAAAUCUGUCUUUAAUUUAUUGAGAAAUUAUGUAAGCCCUCCUGAAAUUGAACUCUAUGAAGUUCACGGUUGUAAUAUACAUUGAAUCUCAAAUUUUCUUUUGGAGCUGUAAUAUUAUCUAGCACAUGUGUUGACUGAUCA
Malania oleifera is the source of this 4155-nucleotide messenger RNA. Its product is annotated as receptor-like serine/threonine-protein kinase ALE2. The record is from RefSeq and is a predicted model, not a curated record. Lineage: Eukaryota; Viridiplantae; Streptophyta; Magnoliopsida; Santalales; Ximeniaceae. Gene Ontology annotation, biological process: protein phosphorylation. Bases 1107 to 3701 code for a protein of 864 amino acids. The transcript has 10 exons. Gene Ontology annotation, molecular function: protein kinase activity; ATP binding.